AAAAUACCGGAAGAAGGGGUCAAAACGAAAGUAGACAUGUCAGAAGAUCAUGGACGCAACUACAACGUUGUACAUGUCAGGUUUCCUGGACCUGUUUGGUGUCAGCAUGCUAGUGCCACAGAUUGGAACCCAUGCCCGUGAGCUGGGUGCUUCCUCAACAGCAGCUGGCUUUAUUGGGUCGGUGUAUGGUGCUCUACAGCUUUUCUCAAGUCCUAUUAUGGGCCGUUGGAGUGAUGUGACAGGUCGGAAGUUCUGCCUUGUACCGUGUCUUCUCAUGUCCGCGGUAGGCUACCUGACAAUGGGCUUCUCCUACACACUGACGAUACUCAUGUUCUCACGAAGCAUCACAGGUAUGUUUAAACAAAGUCAGAGUAUAUCACGGUCGAUGCUGUCAGACAUCACCUCUGCGGACCAGCGCUGCCGAGUGUAUGGGAGGUUUAACUCAUUGUCCAGUGUUGGCUUUAUCCUCGGGCCACUGGUCAGUAGCACCAUCAUACAGUAUGAGGGAGGAUUCUACAUAGUCAGCUGUUUGUGUGGUUCCAUAUUUAUACUGAAUGCUGUUCUGAUGUGGUUCAUUUUACCGACCACUGCUCCUACCAAGAAGAAGCCAUCACAGUAUAACGGUGUGACGAAUAUAAUUGCGUCUUUUAAACAUCUCAACUGGACAAAACUUUGGGAUAUUUUCCUUGUAAAUUUCUUUUCCGGAUUUUCUGUAAUGCUGUUCCGCAGUAACUCAGACAUGAUUUUCAUGGACAGGUUCGGAACAACAAAACAACACAUGAGCUAUCUGACGUCCUAUACAGCCGUAGUAUCGGCCCUGUGUGGUUUUGUGUCAGGUUGGAUAGCUGCUAAGUACCAAAACAACUACAGACUCUAUCAGCACAUGGUGUGUGGACUGUUUGUGGCGUUAGUGGCACUCACCUUGGUUGUUGACUUCUGGAUGUAUAUACUUGUAUUGGCAUUGCUGAGCUUUGUGACAACAAAUCUUCGGGUGGCUAGUGCCAGUCUGCUGGUCCAGCGGGGCGGAGCCGAGGGAGUAGGGGCGGUGAUGGGCCUUGGAGACACUGUAAUGUCUGUGGCACGCAUGCUGUCCCCUCUCCUGUCUGGUAUGGCCUUGGAGAUCAGCUCAUCAGGUCCGCCUCUCAUGGGAUCAGUAAUGGCUGGCAUAGCUGUUACACUUAUCAUCCUAAGAUCACAAACAAAACUUCACCAAGAAUGAAAUUGUGUUCUGUCAGACGUAUAUAUAUAUAAUAUGUUUUAUAAUAAAAUCAUCAUUCAGGAAUUUUUAGUUUUAUGAAGUGGAACAGAUAAGUUGAAUACUACAUGUUUGAAUCUCUUUUCUAUGUACUUUAAUUAAUUAAAGUAGAACAUACUAGUCUAAAGGUAAACAUGUCCUCACAUCUCACAUGAAUUGUCCUCGCAUCUAACAAUGAAUGAAACAGGUAUUACAAGUUUCAUUAAUUGUGUCAUCAUUAUACUACACAAUAUAUAUAUAUAUUCUGUGACAUAAACUUGUCAUUUUGUACGUCUGAUGUAUGGUGAUACAUUAAUUAAUUCCGUAUUAAUACCUCAGGGACUUCAAUCAUUUUCAAUCCUUUGACCUAUUUUUGAAGCUAUACUCAACUGUGACAAGUCACUAAAUUUCUGAUAAUAUUUUUAUGCUCUAACAGUAAACCCUUAAAGUAAGCAUUUUUUCUUUUCAUUAUUAUUAGAGACAGAUGAUUCAUUGCCUUGUGGCUAAAACUAAAGAUUUGACCAGGACAGAGUUUAUUAUCACAAGAUGUUACUUUUUGCAAUUUACAUGUAGAAAUAUUUAAUGUGCAUUGAUAAAUUAAUUUCUCAUUCAAAUGUAACAAGGUUGUGUCUGACUCUCCUGAUGAUCCAGAGGAUUUUAAACCAGAAAACUUUUGUUGUUACAAAUCCUGGUUAUUUUAACUGGCAAACUUUUCUGAAACCCAUAUUAUAUGUCUCAUAUAAAAACAUAGGAUUUCUUUCCACUUAUUCACUUAUUGCUUUCUUGUUGGUGUUUUUGUAUAAAUUAUAUGUCCUUUUUAUGGCUGUAACCCUUUUGAUUUUCCUAUACUGUUUUGUCCAAGUGUAAAGAAAUUUAGGAAAAGGUGCCAUAUCUUGAUUAACAAUUUGUUUUUUUAGAAAGAAACUGUAUUAUUUUAAAUUGCAAAAAUACAGAAAAGGUAGCCAAGAUAUAUUUUCAUUUAUUAUAUUGCAUGUUGAAAUGAAAGAUACUUACCUAUCUUAAUAAAACAAUUCAUAAACAAUUCUGCUGUCCUUGUUAGCUCCUUUCCUAUAGUCUCUAAAAAACCCAGAAACUCCAACAAGUACAACCUUAGCCGUUCACUCACUUCCACUAUAUGCAUGGUCAAAACAGUGACGUAUCCUUUGAAUAGGAGACAAUACGUAUGAGUAACCAUGUUUUGCUGCACUUAUCAAAAGUAUUAAUCAUUCAUCAUUGCCUUAAAUAAAAUGGGAGUAUGGAGAGUAUCAUACAAGUCAGUUAUGACUAGCCAUUCUGCUUUUUACCCAUUACAUCAGAUAUCUCAAUCUCAACUACAAAUACUUCUGUUAAUAGGAUCGAAAACACAGAUUUUUCUAUUACAAUUAGAGAUACCUGUAUUUCAGUCAGAAAAAUCCUAAUUUCAAUUACCGAGGUAAAGAAAUCUGUAAGAAAAUAUCAUAUCAGUUUUAUUUAGAGAUAUCUCUAUUUGUGUAAAUACAGAUAUUGUGGAUAUGAAAUAGAGAUUUUUUAAAGCAAAGACAUUAAUUAGUAUUUCAAACAGAGAUAUAUCUUUUUAAUGGAUGAACACUCAAACAGUUGUUCAGUCACUGCUUAAAGAAGAUGCUUCUAUUUUUCUGUUGUAUAACUUAUACAUUUUUUACAUAAUACAAGUGAUGUAUGAUUGGUCAAAUCUGAGUUGUGUCGAGCAUUGCUAACUACAGCUCAGUUGUCGGUCUAGGGGUCGAUUUCCUGAUUUUAAUCUGGGUAAGCCAUUGCAUAUCCCGGCACUGUUGACCAGGAGAAGUGACAAGGAUUUUAACCCGGAACUCUGUAUUUUAUUUUAAUUGACCAAGUACUUUUGUACGAGACACCUGAAAACUACAGGUGUUUAGAGCAGAAGGCAUCCAACAGUUAUUACAGAGGAAUUAAGAUUAAUACCUUAGUCAUAAAAUACCUUGAUAUUGAUACAAGUGCAAUUACCUGGUACAUGUUAUGUAAAACACAAGUGUAAGUUCUGAUAUUAUUCAAUAUUGGUGACAGGCAUAUCUAUUUUAUGUAUGUUGGUAAAUAAUUAAUAAUGUCCAAAUUCCAAAAUUUAGUCAGUAGACAGUCAAGCCUUGUUAUACUUGCCAUCCUUUGCACUGUGAACUAAAUAUUUGGAGAUAAAAAAAGAUUUAAAAAUAAAUAAAUUGAGGAGGCCAACUAUAGCUAUAAAAGACUUUGUGAGAUUGAAGAAAAACAAAGACUUUUUAAAUUUAUUUAUGGUUGUUGUAGCUAGAUGACAAAUGCUACAAAGUGUAUCAGAAGCUUUAUUGUAUAAUAUAUGGUUGUGUUAAAAAUAAAUUUGAUAAA
This is a messenger RNA of Mizuhopecten yessoensis (Yesso scallop), 3586 nucleotides long. RefSeq names its product major facilitator superfamily domain-containing protein 9-like. The record is from RefSeq and is a predicted model, not a curated record. Lineage: Eukaryota; Metazoa; Mollusca; Bivalvia; Pectinida; Pectinidae. Gene Ontology annotation, biological process: transmembrane transport. Bases 50 to 1219 code for a protein of 389 amino acids. Gene Ontology annotation, molecular function: transmembrane transporter activity. The transcript is spliced from 6 exons.